UGUCCCUUUGAUUAAUAAACCUGCAAAUUUAAUUUAUAUCACAGGGUCGUCUAGAGACAUUGUCGUCUGUCUAAGAGAGACGACAAUGUCCGACUUUUAUGCCAAAAUAAGUGGAGCAAAAUUUCCUACAGUGUUUUGGGCACAGAGGAAUGAUGUCUUGUAUCUCACAAUAUGUGUAGAAGAUUGCCAAAAUCCUACCAUUAAUUUAACAGAACAAAAACUUACAUUCAGUGGUAAAGGUGGAACAAAUAAAGAUUUAUAUGAAAUAUCACUACAAUUUGAAAAAGAAGUAAAUCCACAGUUUCUGACACAUAUCUGCUGUAUCAAAUGGUUACAUUGUCAUUUUCAUAAGGAAUCAAGAUAUGAGGUUCAGGCAAGAAAUAUAAGUUUUGUGAUAAAGAAGAAAGAAUCUGGUCCAUACUGGCCUAGGUUAUUAAAAGGAAUUAAAAAGGCUUUCUGGUUAAAAACAGAUUUCGACAAAUGGAAAGAUGAGGAUGAGUCAGAUGAUGAUAUGGAUAAAAACAUGGACCUAGCUGAGAUGUCCAGAAAUGAUAUAGAAGAAAUAAAAAAACAGGCAGAAGGAAUAAGAAAAAGAGAAGCUGAGGAAGAAAGAAAAAUGGCCAUGGAAGAAAGAAGAAGACAAGCUUCUGGAAUAAUUACACAACCUGAAGACAGACACAAUCAAAGUGAAGAAGAGAGGAGGAAUACUAAAGAAGAGAGGAGAAAUGGUGAAGGAAAAGGAAGACAACAUGCUGAAGAAGGCAUGAUACAAAGUAAAGAAGAAAGAAAAAUGGAAGCUGAAGGAAAACAAAGGAAACAUACUGAAGAAGAAAGGACAUAUAUUGAAGAAGAAAGGAGACAAACUGAAGAAGAAACAAGAAACCAGUCUGAAGAAUCUGAAGACGAAAAACAUACUUCAGAAGAUAGGAGACAAGCUGAAGAAGAAAGUGGAAAACAAGCUGAAGAACAAAGAAGUCACACUAAAGAAGAAAAAAGGAGCCAGACUGAAGAAGAAAGACAGGGACACACUAAAGAAGAAGUAAGGCAUGCUGAAGUUGAAAUGAAACAUAGGAAAGAAGAAAGGAAACAAACUGAAGAAGAAAGAAGAAAGACUGAGAAAGAAAUGAGACAUACUGAAGAAGAAAAACGACAAGCUGAAGAAACAAGUAGACAGGCUGAAGAAGAAAGAAUGAAACAUACUGAAGAAGAAAAUCUACAAGCUGAAGAAACUCAAAGGCAAGCUGAAGAAAGACUAAGACAAGCUGAAAAAGAAAGGAGACAAGCUGAAGAAACAAGACGACAAGCUGAAGAAGAAAGGAGGCAAGCUGAAGAAACAAGACGACAAGCUGAAGAAGAAAGGAGGCAAGCUGAAGAAACACAAAGACAAGCUGAAGAAGAGAGAAGGAAGCAUAUUGAAAAUGAAAGAAGACAUGCUUAUGAAGAAAGAAGAAGACAGGCUUAUGAAGAAAGAAGACAGGCUGAAGAACAAGAAAGAAGAAAAAUGUUAGAGGAAGUGGAACCGAGAAAUACACUCGAGAAGUGUGUUGGUGGACUCCUUGCUGUUGGUGCAGUGGCCGCAACUAUGUUUGUUGGAUAUAAACUUAUAAAGGCAAUAACAAAGGAGAAGGAACCUGAACAAAGAAGUAAUACGGCAUUGGUAAGACAAAAGCAUCCAUUACAGGCCUUACAAUCUAAUAGUGCAAGGUGUGUGACUAAAAGGGAUCCAUUUCAAGAAUCUGCCUUUGAAAGGCUGAAGAAUGAAAAAGAUGAAAGAAGGUCUAGAUUUAGUAAAAUUGGAGUAAACUUUGAUGAGUGGCAGAUUCCGAAGAAGCUUGGUUGUCUAGACCUUUAUCUUGCAAAAGAAAUUUGUGAUGCAUCUGAAACAGAAUUUAAUAUUGUUCAAGAGGAUUGGUAUAAAGCAACUGGAGCAGUAAAUAAGAUACUACUUAUGCUGUUUGUGAAAAUCCGAGAUGAAGCUAGCAAAUAUGGUUUGAUCAUAGAGAAAUAUGUGAAACAAGGCAGUUCUCGUGAAGGUUUGAAAGUACAUGCAGCUGACGAGUUUGAUGUUCUCCUUCAGUACAGAUUUAAAGACUUAAAUGUUACGGUUGAGAACAAAUCUUUGGAUGACUGUAUUUUACCAGAACUUGCAAAUCUCCGUGUAAAUGCAUAUAAUCAGACUUGGCUCACUCAUCCAAAACUUCACGAUAAGGGUGUAUUUAAAGAAAUAGGUGGAAGGGUUUACUUGAACGCAAGACAACUCCAUGAAAAAGUCUUCAAGUCCAUAAUAGCCACGUCAUCUUCAGUUGUUGAAAGAAAUGUGAACAGCGGUGAACAUCGAGAAAAAGUUUGAUUUUAAGAUAAAUCUCAGCACAAAUCCGCCUUCAGAAAAUAUCAGAUUAAAGUUGACUGAGAAAGAUGAUGAAUUUUCAAUAUUUCAUCAUAUCAAUGUUAUAAAAGUGCAGAGCUCUCAUGGGCAAGUUUGUGGUUUGACAAAACGAGAGACAAUCAUUGAUGUUGACAUAGUUCCAG
Ruditapes philippinarum (Manila clam) is the source of this 2529-nucleotide messenger RNA. Its product is annotated as trichohyalin-like. The transcript is spliced from 12 exons. Lineage: Eukaryota; Metazoa; Mollusca; Bivalvia; Venerida; Veneridae. Bases 86 to 2350 code for a protein of 754 amino acids. Gene Ontology annotation, cellular component: nucleus; cytosol. Gene Ontology annotation, molecular function: protein-folding chaperone binding; Hsp90 protein binding. Gene Ontology annotation, biological process: chaperone-mediated protein complex assembly; protein folding. The record is from RefSeq and is a predicted model, not a curated record.